Molecule: messenger RNA, 2787 nt
Organism: Adineta ricciae
Lineage: Eukaryota; Metazoa; Rotifera; Eurotatoria; Adinetida; Adinetidae
Source: the annotation of a GenBank genome assembly
AUGGACGUAGCAAUUAUUCGAGAUAUCAGUCGAUGGACUGAUGGUCUUCUAAAAUCGAUUGGAAUCAAACCACUCCCACCAACACCAUCGCCACCACCACCGCCUCCCGUGACACCUGCUUCAUUCACAGGCGUACUUCUAUCACCAACAGCGAAGAACUUUGUUCGCUGCGCUGGCUUGUCUGGUACUGUGGCGAUAUGUUUAGGUGUGUACGGGGCUCAUACAAUGAAGGACAGUGCAUCUGAAGAACUUCGUCGCUUAUUUCAAUUGGCACAAACCUAUCACCUGCUUCAUUCAGUUGCUUUACUUGGUUUACCAUUAGUCGGUCGCCCGGUGAUUACUGGUUCAUUGUUGAUCAGCGGUGUAACUUUGUUUUGUGGUCCUAUGUAUUAUCAUGCUAUUCAAAACGAUGCACGAUACCGUCGUGUUACCCCAUACGGUGGACUUCUUCUUCUAGCAGGAUGGUUCUACUCAUCCGUUCUCUAUGUCAUUCUUCUGCUCUACAGUCGGUUCAAAGAUAGAAAAGAUAUCGAAAAAUUGGGAGUGACACCGAUGAUCGACAAUCAUAAACAAGAUCAAUAUUUCUAUCAGAUUCUUAUUUUUACUGGUCAACGAUCAAAUGCUGGUACAAAGUCCAAAGUUUAUUUUGUGCUGUCAGGUGAUGAAGAUCAAACAGAUAUUCGUGCAUUGGCUGAUCCACAUCGAAAAGUUCUGCAACGUGGUGGGAUUGAUGCUUUUGCGAUGGCAGUACCCAAAUCAUUGGGAUUGUUGAAUUACGUUCGAAUUUUGCAUGAUAAUUCAGGUGAGGGCCAGUCAGCAUCAUGGUAUCUCAAAUAUAUCAUUGUUCGUGAUUUACAAACAAUGGAUAAAUUCUACUUCAUUGCUCAACGAUGGUUCGCCGUUGAAAAAGAUGAUGGACGAAAAGCAUAUCACAGUGCAUCUGAUGGUCAUCUCUGGUUUUCGAUCUUCUCUCGACCGCCAUCCAAUCGAUUUACAUGUGUCCAACGAUGUAUUUGUUGUUUUGUUCUCUUCUUCAUUUCCAUGUUGCUCAAUAUCAUGUAUUAUGAUCUAUCAAAUGAAGCCAAAUCAACCAAUACAACACAGAUCAAUGGUUUAGCCAUUGGUCCACUUUACAUCACACCACAACAGAUUGCAAUCGGCGUCAUCGUUGAACUUUUCACAUUAGUUCCAAGUCUUUUCAUUGUUCAAUUCUUUCGUCGAAUUCGAUCUCGACAACAGAUCUCACCAUUACAACAAACCUUACUUACAAAUCUCGAACAAAUAACAAAACAAAAGAAGAAACCAACGUCGGGUACAUUUCCUUGGUGGUGUAUAUUCAUUGCCUACGCUCUCUCAUUUAUGAUCAUUGUUGUUUCGAUUUUCUUCAUUAUCGUACGAGGCAUUGAAUUUGGUGAUGUGAAAACACAAAAGUGGUUAACAUCUGUUCUCACUGGUUUCUUCUCAUCGAUUCUUGUCUCUCAGCCCAUCAAAAUCUUAGUUUUGGCAGUGAUUUUUGCCUUUUUCUGUCGAUCUUCAUCAACUGAUAAAGAAGCAAAGGAAUACAUUGAUGAUGAUCGAAUAGAGUUCGAUGAUAUUGCUGAUGGUUAUCUUCAUUCAUCUGAGAAUGACACUUUGUUUAGUCUUCAAACAAGGACACCUAUAAAACGACUUGGUGAAAAUGAAAUUGCUGAAGCCCGUGAACAACGUCUCAAAGAUAUUCAAAUGUGGUUAAUCAUUCGAGAAUUCACUUUACAUAUCAUCUUUUCGACAUUGAUCUUUAUCAUCACUUAUGCCAAUUGUGAACAAAACAGUUUCUAUCAAGUCAAACAUCUUCGUUCGUAUUUCUUCAACACUCGACAAUCUACUCUCGAUUAUACUCAGAUUUUGACAAUUGAUCAAUAUUGGAACUGGCUAGAGAAGAGUUUUCUCUCAAAUCUUCGUGCUCAACAAUGGUACAAUGGUGAUGCACCACGAUAUCUCUCUGGUUUUCUCAAUGACAAAUCUAAUCGACUCAUCGGCUGGGCCAUCAUCAGACAACUUCGAAGCAAACCAGAGCUAUGUGAUGAUCAACAUCUGCAAAUCAUAUGUGAACAUACUUAUAGCAUCUUCAAUGAAGACAAACAUUCUUAUCAACCAGGAUGGUCGAAUGAAACAACAACAACAGAAACUGAUGGAACAUACAGUUCAUCGAUUCUCAAAGCAUUUCGAUAUCGAUCAAGUGAUGAAUUACACACUUAUCCGUAUGUUGGUGAAUAUGAAACACAUGCAGGUGAUGGAUACGUUUAUGUGAAUUUACAACUGGCAGUAUAUGUCAAUGAUGUGUUGACCUAUUUACUUGCUUAUUGUUGUUUCUUUGGUUUGAUUCGAUUUGUGAAACUCUUUCGUUUCAAUCAUCGCAUUUCAUUAUUCACGGAAACACUUCGCAUAGCUGGCAAAGAACUUGUUCAAUUCUUCAUCAUGUUUUCAGUUGUAUUUAUGGCGUUUCUUACCUUGUUCUAUCUGUUAUUUGUUGCCAAACUAUCAGCAUGUUCAACUCUGUUGAGUACAGCACAAAUGUUAUUUGAAGUGACGUUGAUGAAAUUUGAUGCAUCUGAACUGAUCGCAGCUGGUGCAUUUCUUGGUCCAUUCUGUUUUACUUUGUUCAUAUUUAUAGUUGUGUUCGUUUGCUUAAGCAUGUUUCUUUCCAUUAUCAAUGAUAGUUUUCGACAAGCGAAAGAAACGAAAAUCGCGGAUCAAGAGAUUCUUUCGUACAUGAAAGAGAGGCCAAUCGAAGAAAAACAAAUGUAA